Molecule: messenger RNA, 798 nt
Organism: Anopheles aquasalis
Lineage: Eukaryota; Metazoa; Arthropoda; Insecta; Diptera; Culicidae
Source: RefSeq, a predicted model, not a curated record
UGAGGGUGGACAUGUUUUCGGUUGGCAAAAUUGCGUUCGAGAGUUGUGUUCGAGUGUUUGUGAUCGUGACUAGAGAUGAUUGUUGCUUAAAAUCAUCCUUAUCCGCGGGUUCAGAGCGAGCGGGCGAGUUUUCUUCCGCGGUUCCCAGUGUAAAAGUGCCAGGUGUAUGUAGUGGUAUGUUCGAUUCGUCGCCUCCCUUGGCGUGUCGGUAUUUCCCCAUGAGAUUCCGGAAGCUACAGGACAACAGCAACACAGUAAUCGCAGUACAGGAGGCCAUCAACGUAGGCUUGGGGAGUGAUUUGAACCCCGCUUAUGUUCGCAAAAGACACAAAAGCCAGAUACCCGUCCGGUGGAGAUCCGAGGUAGAACACAAUCGUGGUUGGUUGCAGAGGACGGGAAUUUCGAUGAGGACGCGGGGUAUCGUGGAGUACAGGAAGCAAUUAGACAGCGUGCUUAGCAGUGAUUGUUGCGCAAACAAAAGCGUCGAUCGUAUGAAGUCGACUGCAGGUCCAAGAUAAAACGUUACUGGCGCUAAAUCGCACUGGUUUUGCUCUGGAAGUUAAAGAGUUUAUCGCGACAAACAAAGAACUCGUUAGUACGCGAUGGCACCAGAAACCGAUAGUAUCCGCUCGUGUUAGCAUGGACAAUUCUGGAGAACCACUCCAGAUCGGUCGCUUUAAACAAUUGAGCCCACGACGAGGGCGAGUAAAUUGCAGCAGAGAAGCCUGCAUCGGAAUUGAGAGAAGGUGAAGGGUGGCGCUCACUGAUGCCCCAUCCCGAUGCCUCCCUCUUCCCUGA